Messenger RNA from Marmota flaviventris (yellow-bellied marmot), 7194 nucleotides. RefSeq names its product bromodomain adjacent to zinc finger domain 2B (gene Baz2b). Gene Ontology annotation, cellular component: chromatin. Gene Ontology annotation, molecular function: DNA binding; protein binding. NCBI's taxonomy places the organism in Eukaryota, Metazoa, Chordata, Mammalia, Rodentia, Sciuridae. The record is from RefSeq and is a predicted model, not a curated record.
GUUGACGUCACUUGGUUCAUGAAGCCUUCGCCUAGAAGUGAAGCUGCUGAACAAACCUUGAGAAGAAUCAUCUCCUGCUUCAAUCUGCUGCUGGAUAGGAACUAAUCAGAGAGAGAGAGGCGGAAGACGGAGAAGGAGGGAGUCAAGGGCUUUCCCGAUCACCAAUCUCACCUCCACUCCAACUCUCUUUAUACUUUUCUUGCAGAAAUUAUAACAGAAAUAAGGAGGUGGUGGGGAUUCCAAAAACCUUAACCUUCAACCAUCUGGGGAAGGAAAAAUCCCAUCCACCGCAACUCUCAGUUCGAAAGUAAAGGUUUCUCAACAGUGAUGUCACAAGAUUGACCACGCUGAUCACAAUAUGGAUUCUGGAGAACGGUUGCCAUCCUCAACAGCCUCGUCUACCACACCAACUUCAUCUUCUACACCUUCUGUGGCUUCAGCAGUUUCAAAAGGUGGCCUUUCCACUGUAGCUGCUUCACUUAGCUCUACAAUCAACCCAUGUGGUGCAGAAUGGUGGCGAACAACAGAUGUUCAUACUCGUACAGGAACACCCUUCUUUCCACCAAUACUGGGAAUUCCACCACUGUUUGCUCCUCCAGCCCAGAAUCAUGAUUCUUCAUUCCAUUCAAGAACUUCAGGAAAAAGUAAUCGAAAUGGUCCUGAAAAAGGUGUAAAUGGGUCAAUUAAUGGAAACAGUACCUCAUCUGUGAUUGGUGUCAACACAUCUGUACUAUCCACUACUGCUUCAAGUUCCAUGGGACAGACUAAAAGUACAAGCUCAGGUGGAGGAAAUCGAAAAUGUAAUCAGGAACAAAGCAAAAGCCAGCCUUUGGAUUCUAGGGCUGACAAAAUCAAAGAUAAAAAACCAAGGAAGAAAACUAUAGAAAGUUCUAGCAACAGCGAUAGUGAUUCAGGCACAUCAUCUGACACCUCAAGUGAAGGCAUUAGUAGCAGUGACUCAGAUGAUCUAGAAGAAGAUGAAGAGGAAGAAGAUCAAAGUAUUGAAGAAAGUGAAGAUGAUGAUUCUGAUUCAGAAAGUGAAGCACAACAUAAAAGUAACAACCAGGUGCUAUUACAUGGUAUUUCAGACCCAAAAGCAGAUGGACAGAAAGCAACUGAAAAAGCCCAGGAAAAAAGAAUACACCAGCCAUUACCUCUUGUGUCUGAAUCCCAGACUCACUCAUCAUUCCAAUCCCAGCAGAAGCAGCCUCAGGUUUUGUCACAGCAGCUUCCAUUUAUUUUCCAAAGCUCUCAGGCAAAGGAGGAAUCUGUGAACAAACACACCAGUGUAAUACAGUCUACGGGAUUGGUGUCCAAUGUGAAACCUUUAUCUUUGGUAAAUCAAGCCAAAAAGGAAACUUACAUGAAACUUAUAGUUCCUUCUCCUGAUGUUCUUAAAGCAGGGAAUAAAAAUACCUCUGAAGAAUCUAGUUCUUUGACCAGUGAAUUGCGAUCUAAACGGGAACAACAUAAACAGACAUUCCCAUCACAGUUAAAGAAACAAGAGUCAUCUAAGAGCCUGAAGAAGGUUAUUGCAGCUUUGUCAAAUCCAAAAGCAACCUCUAGCUCACCAGCAUAUCCAAAACAAACAUUAGAAAACAACCACCCUAAUCCAUUCUUGACAAAUGCACUUUUAGGUAAUCACCAACCAAAUGGAGUUAUUCAAAGUGUCAUUCAAGAAGCUCCUCUAGCACUUACUACCAAAACUAAAAUACAGAGUAAGAUGAAUGAAAAUAUUGCUACUGCAAGUAGCAGCACCCCUUUUUCCUCACCUGUAAAUUUGAGUACAAGUGGGAGAAGAACCCCAGGCAAUCUGACACCUGUAAUUCCCUCUGCCUCUUCUAUAUUGCAUAAUCAAGGGAAGGAAAAAACAGUUAGCAAUAAUGUAAACACAUUAAAACCACAGCAUCUCUCUCAUCCUGCAAAAUCUUUGGUGGAACAAUUCAGAGGAACAGAUUCAGACAUUCCCAGUAGUAAAGAUUCUGAAGAUUCAAAUGAGGAUGAAGAGGAAGAUGAUGAGGAAGAAGAUGAGGAAGAUGAUGAAGAUGAUGACUCUGAUGACAGUCAAUCAGAAUCAGAUAGUAAUUCAGAAUCAGAUUCAGAAGGAUCAGAAGAAGAAGAUGAUGAUGAUAAAGACCAAGAUGAAUCAGAUAGCGAUACUGAAGGAGAGAAAACUUCACUGAAACUGAAUAAAACAACUUCCUCUGUCAAAAGCCCUUCCAUCAGUCUCACAGCUCACUCAACACCUCGUAACCUCCACAUAGGAAAAGCCCCAGGCUCUCCUCCUGCUGCCUUAUGUUCUGAAUCCCAGUCACCUGCUUUUCUUGGCACAUCUUCUUCCACACUUACUUCAAGUCCACACUCUGGCAAUUCCAAAAGAAGAAGAGUUACAGAUGAACGUGAACUGCGUAUUCCUUUGGAAUAUGGCUGGCAGAGAGAGACAAGAAUAAGAAACUUUGGAGGGCGCCUUCAAGGAGAAGUAGCAUAUUAUGCUCCAUGUGGAAAGAAACUUAGGCAGUACCCUGAAGUAAUAAAGUAUCUCAGCAGAAAUGGAAUAAUGGAUAUCUCAAGGGACAAUUUCAGCUUCAGUGCAAAAAUAAGAGUGGGUGACUUCUAUGAAGCCAGAGAUGGACCGCAGGGAAUGCAGUGGUGUCUUUUGAAAGAAGAGGAUGUCAUUCCUCGAAUCAGGGCAAUGGAAGGUCGUAGAGGAAGACCACCAAAUCCAGAUAGACAGCGAGCAAGAGAGGAAUCCAGGAUGAAACGUAGGAAGGGUCGACCUCCAAAUGUUGGCAGUGCAGAAUUCCUAGAUAACACAGAUGCCAAAUUGCUAAGAAAACUGCAGGCUCAAGAAAUAGCCAGGCAAGCAGCACAAAUAAAGCUUUUGAGAAAACUUCAAAAGCAGGAACAGGCUCGGGUUGCCAAAGAAGCUAAAAAACAACAAGCAAUAAUGGCUGCUGAGGAGAAACGAAAGCAAAAAGAACAGAUAAAGAUUAUGAAACAACAGGAAAAAAUUAAGAGAAUACAGCAAAUCAGAAUGGAAAAAGAACUUCGAGCCCAGCAAAUUCUAGAGGCUAAAAAGAAAAAGAAGGAAGAAGCGGCAAAUGCCAAAUUAUUGGAGGCCGAGAAACGAAUAAAGGAAAAAGAAUUGAGAAGACAACAAGCUGUUCUUCUGAAGCAUCAGGAGUUGGAGAGGCAUAGACUAGAUAUGGAACGUGAACGAAGACGACAACAUAUGAUGCUUAUGAAAGCUAUGGAAGCUCGUAAAAAAGCAGAAGAAAAAGAACGGUUGAAGCAAGAAAAACGUGAUGAGAAAAGAUUAAAUAAAGAACGUAAACUAGAGCAACGAAGAUUAGAAUUAGAAAUGGCCAAGGAACUAAAGAAGCCUAAUGAAGAUAUGUGCUUAGCAGAUCAAAAGCCUUUGCCAGAGUUGCCUCGUAUUCCAGGACUUGUUCUCUCUGGAAGUACAUUUUCAGACUGUCUCAUGGUGGUACAGUUCUUACGAAACUUUGGUAAAGUUUUGGGCUUUGAUGUGAAUAUUGAUGUUCCAAACCUGAGUGUUCUUCAAGAGGGAUUACUAAAUAUAGGGGACAGCAUGGGUGAAGUACAAGACUUGCUUGUGAGGCUCCUCUCAGCUGCUGUAUGUGAUCCAGGUCUAAUUACAGGAUACAAGGCUAAAACAGCACUUGGAGAGCAUUUGCUGAAUGUUGGUGUGAAUAGAGACAAUGUGUCCGAGAUUUUGCAGAUUUUUAUGGAAGCCCACUGUGGGCAAACUGAGCUCACUGAAAGUCUGAAGACCAAAGCUUUUCAGGCUCACACUCCAGCACAGAAAGCCUCAAUCCUUGCUUUCCUGAUCAAUGAACUGGCAUGCAGCAAGAGUGUAGUGAGUGAAAUUGACAAGAACAUUGACUAUAUGUCAAACUUAAGGAGAGAUAAGUGGGUAGUAGAAGGUAAACUCCGCAAGCUCAGAAUAAUUCAUGCUAAGAAAACAGGCAAAAGAGACACUUCAGGUGGCAUUGAUCUUGGAGAAGAGCAACAUCCUUUGGGUACACCUACUCCAGGACGCAAGCGAAGAAGGAAGGGAGGAGACAGUGAUUUUGAUGAUGAUGAUGAUGAUGAUAGUGAUGACCAAGCUGAUGAGGAUGAUGAGGAUGAAGAAGAUAAAGAUGAUAAAAAAGGAAAGAAGACUGAUACCUGUGAAGAUGAGGAUGAAGGUGACCAAGCAGCAAGUGUUGAAGAGCUAGAAAAACAGAUUGAAAAACUGAGUAAACAACAAAGUCAGUACAGAAGGAAGCUCUUCGAUGCUUCUCAUUCAUUACGUUCGAUGAUGUUCGGCCAGGAUCGUUACAGACGCAGAUACUGGAUUCUUCCCCAGUGUGGGGGGAUUUUUGUAGAAGGCAUGGAAAGUGGUGAAGGACUAGAAGAAAUUGCAAAAGAAAGAGAAAAACUUAAAAAGGCAGAAAGUAUCCAAAUCAAAGAAGAAAUGUUUGAGACUUCUGGGGAUACUUUAAAUUGUUCAAAUACAGAUCACUGUGAGCAAAAGGAAGAUCUUAAAGAAAAAGAUAACACAAAUCUGUUUCUUCAGAAACCUGGCUCUUUUUCCAAAUUAAGCAAGCUUUUGGAAGUAGCUAAGAUGCCUCCUGAGUCAGACAUUGUGACCUCCAAACCAAAUGUUAGUGCAAAUGGGUGCACACUGUCUUAUCAAAAUAGUGGAAAACAUUCAGUGAGCAGCAUUCCAUCAACAGCAUCACAAAGCAACAUGGAGAAGACAGACUCUAAUCUGUUUAACACUGGUUCAGGUGGUCCAGGGAAAUUCUAUAGUCCUCUCCCCAAUGACCAAUUGUUAAAAACACUGACUGAAAAGAAUAGACAAUGGUUUAGCCUUUUGCCAAGAACGCCUUGUGAUGAUACUUCACUUACCCAUGCGGAUACGUCAACUUCUUUAGUGACUCCUCAGUCUCAGCCACCAUCCAAGUCACCUUCACCUGCCCCAGCUCCUCUUCUUGGAUCAUCUUCUCAGAAUCCUGUUGGCCUAAAUCCAUUUGCUGUAUCACCUCUUCAGAUGAAAAGCGGAGUGUCUAUGAUGGGACUUCAGUUUUGUGGGUGGUCCACUGGUGUGCUUACUUCCAAUAUUCCAUUUACAUCACCUUUACCUACUCUGGGAUCAGGGUUGGGAUUAUCUGAAGGAAAUGGUAAUUCAUUCUUGACUUCCAAUGUUGCUUCAAGUAAAAGUGAAUCUCCAGUACCUCAGAAUGAAAAGGUCUCAUCAACUCAACCUGCAGCUGUUGAAGUAGCAAAACCAGUAGAUUUUCCUAGUCCAAAACCUAUUCCAGAAGAAAUGCAGUUUGGUUGGUGGAGGAUUAUUGACCCGGAGGACCUGAAAACUUUGCUCAAGGUGCUACAUCUCAGAGGAAUCAGAGAAAAGGCAUUACAAAAACAAAUUCAGAAACACUUGGAUUAUAUUACUCAAGCAUGUAUCAAGAACAAGGAUGUUGCUAUUAUUGAAUUAAAUGAAAAUGAAGAAAGCCAGGUAACACGAGAUAUUGUGGAAAACUGGUCAGUAGAAGAACAAGCAAUGGAAAUGGACUUGAGUAUCCUUCAACAGGUAGAAGAUCUAGAAAGGAGAGUUGCAUCAGCAAGUUUGCAAGUGAAGGGUUGGAUGUGUCCAGAGCCUGCAUCAGAAAGGGAGGACUUGGUAUAUUUUGAACAUAAAUCAUUUACUAAAUUGUGCAAGGAGCAUGAUGGAGAACUUACUGGAGAAGAAGAAAACAGUGUAAAUGCACUAGAACGGAAGAGUGACAACCCCCUAGAUAUAGCUGUAACCAGGCUGGCUGAUUUGGAGCGGAACAUUGAAAGAAGGUAUCUGAAGAGCCCCUUAAGUACCACCAUUCAGAUCAAACUGGAUAAUGUGGGCACAGUUACUGUCCCUGCUCCUGCACCAUCCAUUAGUGGUGAUGGUGACGGAAUUGAAGAGGAUAUUGCUCCAGGGCUCAGGGUAUGGAGAAGGGCAUUAUCAGAAGCUCGCAGUGCUGCACAGGUAGCACUGUGCAUUCAGCAAUUACAGAAAUCAAUAGCAUGGGAAAAAUCAAUUAUGAAAGUUUACUGCCAAAUAUGUCGAAAAGGAGAUAAUGAAGAACUACUUCUCCUUUGUGAUGGCUGUGACAAAGGCUGUCAUACCUACUGCCAUAGACCCAAGAUUACAACUAUACCAGAUGGGGACUGGUUCUGUCCAGCUUGCAUUGCUAAGGCAAGUGGUCAAACUAUAAAAAUCAAAAAACUUAACGUCAAAGGAAAAAAGUCUAAUGAAUCGAAGAAAGGCAAGAAAGUAACUUUAACAGGGGAUACUGAAGAUGAAGACUCUGCAUCUACAAGUAGUUCACUAAAAAGAGGAAACAAAGACCUCAAAAAAAGAAAAAUGGAGGAAAAUACUUCUAUUAACUUAUCAAAACAAGAAAGUUUUUCUUCUGUUAAGAAACCCAAAAGAGAUGAUUCUAAGGACCUAGCUCUUUGCAGUAUGAUCCUGACUGAAAUGGAAACUCAUGAGGAUGCUUGGCCUUUCCUACUUCCUGUAAACUUGAAACUUGUACCUGGUUAUAAGAAAGUUAUUAAGAAACCUAUGGACUUUUCCACAAUUAGAGAGAAACUGAGUAACGGACAGUAUCCAAACCUUGAAACCUUUGCUGUAGAUGUCAGGCUUGUUUUUGACAACUGUGAAACAUUUAAUGAAGAUGAUUCUGAUAUAGGCAGAGCUGGCCACAAUAUGAGGAAAUAUUUUGAAAAAAAAUGGACAGAUACUUUCAAAGUGAGCUGAAGUUAUAAUACUCUCUUUAUUUUUUUUCCUUUUAAACAAAGACAAAUGAGACCAGCAAUGUGAACUGUAUUUACAUAAAUGUGCAAGGCACAUACAAAAUGACUUUUUUUUCCUUAAAAUAAGUAUCAGAAAAUAUCAGAAGAUAUACCAUUUUUAAAGGCUUCACUCCUAUGACAACCAAAACCCUUGGUUAUUGGUUUGUGUGAUUUAUCAGCUAAUUUAGGUAGAACAGGGAAGCACACCCAAAGAAUUUUCAAAGGAAAGGGUGUUAUAGUGCAAUAGCAGUUAAAAUAUAUCAAAUCGCACUGAAUAUUCAACACCAGAGCUCUAAUGUGGGAAAUGGUUCUCCUUUCCCUCUCAAUAAAUAUCUAUUUUUCAUUUUUUUA